Molecule: messenger RNA, 339 nt
Organism: Iphiclides podalirius (scarce swallowtail)
Lineage: Eukaryota; Metazoa; Arthropoda; Insecta; Lepidoptera; Papilionidae
Source: the annotation of a GenBank genome assembly
AUGAGAGCGUUGGAGGCUCGCGGGGCGGCUCAUCAAUCACGGGACUUCGCCCCUCGCCCGCGGCGCCCCGUGACGAAUGCCAACCCAAACACCAUUGUGGCCAAUGCCACACACAACGGGCCGACGCGAGGAUGCGAAAACGCAGGCAAAUUACGAGCUUACGAGCGCGGACGGGUGGCGAUGUACGAAACCGCCGCGGCAUGCCUCGUGCUUCCCGCUCUAUCCCGCGCGCGUCCACCUACCUCCAUCUCGCUCGCGGAAACGGGGGUCGAAUACGUGAACUUUCACGUCAUGUGUUCCGUGCCUACUGGGCUCUGGCCAGCGCCACAACACACAGUG